Molecule: messenger RNA, 954 nt
Organism: Penicillium odoratum
Lineage: Eukaryota; Fungi; Ascomycota; Eurotiomycetes; Eurotiales; Aspergillaceae
Product: alpha/beta fold hydrolase
Exons: 1
Coding region: 1-954 (317 amino acids)
Source: RefSeq, a predicted model, not a curated record
AUGGAAUCUGAACCGAAUUGGUCAGCCCAGACAGGGGAUUCAAUGGUUAGCAUUGGCCAUUAUCUAUUUGCCUCGGUCAACGGCCCUCCCCGCACAUCGGAUCCCCUAGUGGUGAUUCUCCCCGGCGCUGGCGAUGUCGCGUCAUCAUACAAAGCCCUUACCCCUCUUGUAGCCCGGUUUGCUCGUAUACUCCUAUACGACCGUUCAGGGCUUGGACGUAGCGACCCCAGCUCCGGCCCCAAAGGAUCAGCCAUCAUUGCAGCCAAAGAACUACACAAACUGCUCCACACAAUGCGAUUAUACCCACCCCUAGUACUAGUGGCCCACUCCUACGGGGGGAUUAUCGCCCGAGAAUAUCUCCACUUAUACCCCAGCGACGUGGCCGGUAUGGUCCUUGCCGAAAGUUCCACAGAGCGACAAAGCGACUAUUUUCGGAUCCCAGAUCCUAGCGUCAGCGCGGUACAGGGCGAUCUCAAAUUUUCCCAGGUAACAGGGCUCCGUGCCGACACCGUCCUAUCUCGAGAUGAGUGGCGGGAGCGUGCAAUUGAUAUUGCCCGCGGAGCUGAGGCGGCGCAAGCGGAGGCAAAUUCUCUCGUGGCAGUCUGUCAUACGUUGGCGGAGAAAAAGCAGCUAGAGAACCAGGCCAUGGGAUCAAAGCCUGUGAGUGUGAUUCGCUGCAAUGGCGCCAGGGACUAUGAGCGUAUCUACCAACGAGGCGUCGAGGUGGGGUAUGGAUCCGUACAGCAGCAGAAGGAAUUCCGAGACCUGCUUGAUCGUUGGCCUGCUGUUGAUCAAGAUCUUCAAGAGGAGCAGCUGAGAAUUUCUUCCAAUACUCGUCUCGUAUAUUUACCGGACUGUGGGCAUAAUGUCCACCUUUUGAGGCCGGACGUGGUGACGGAUGAAAUUCAUUGGGUGGUGAAGCAAGCCCAAGCUGGGACAGUGCAGAAGCUGUGA